AUGGCCAAGCCAGGGGAUGAAGAAGAAAAAGCAGAAGAACCAAAAGAAGAAAAGAGUGUUUCUGUAAAGGAAGAACCCAAAGCUUCUGUUCACAGCUUCUUUGCUCCAAGGAAAACCACUGUCAAGACAGAAGAAAUCACAGAGGACAGCAAGUCCGAGGAGAAUAAAGAUAAAGCAGUGAAAGAAGAUAAGAAAGAAGAUGACAGUAAAAAGAAAGAGGACGUCAAGAGUGAAGAAAAAGAAAAAUCAGAGAAGAAAGAACAAUUAAUUAAAACAAAUCCAUUUGGCAGUAAGAAGAAGGAAGAGAAUUCCACCUAUGCCCCAAGUAAAUCUCACUACCACCCAAUUGAUGAUGCUUGCUGGAAACAUAAGGAAAAAGUUCCAUACCUUGCGCUGGCCAAGACUUUCGAAGCUAUUGAAGAGAUAUCUGCAAGGUUGAAGAUCAUUGAUAUUCUGUGUAAUUUUUUCCGCUCUGUGAUAGCCUUGAGUCCUGAUGAUCUGCUCUUCUGUGUGUACCUCUGUCUCAAUAAAUUAGCUCCUGCCUACGAGGGCAUGGAACUUGGCAUUGGAGAAACUGUCCUAAUGAAGGCCAUCGCUCAGACCACAGGUAGAAGUAUGGACAAGAUAAAAGCAGAUGCACAGGAAAAAGGUGAUCUUGGAAUUGUGGCAGAGUCUAGUCGAAGUAACCAGAGAACCAUGUUUGCCCCUCCCAAGCUGACCAUCAGAGCUGUGUUUACUAAGUUGAAGGAAAUAGCAGUCAUGUCUGGAAACAAUGUGAUGACCAAGAAGAUAAAUGUCAUCAAAGGUUUGUUUGUGGCUUGUCGUCAGUCAGAGGCUCGCUACCUCAUUCGGUCACUUGGAGGAAAGCUGAGGAUUGGUCUGGCUGAACAGAGUGUCCUCACAGCGCUAGGCAAUGCAGUUUUCCUCACACCACCCGGUCAAGAUUUCCCUCCAGAAAUACUCGAUGGUGGAAAAGGCCUUUCAUCCGAGAAUGUAAAAAAGAAGAUGGAAGAAUCUGCUCUAAUUAUAAAAUCUGUAUAUUGCGAGUGUCCAAACUAUGACUCUAUCAUAUCCACAAUACUGAAGGAAGGGAUAGAGGAUUUACCAAAACACUGCAAGCUUACACCAGGUGUUCCACUAAAACCAAUGUUGGCUCACCCCACUAAAGGUGUCAGCGAAGUGUUAAAGAGAUUCGAGAAUGCAGAAUUCACUUGUGAAUACAAAUAUGAUGGAGAACGUGCACAGAUUCAUAUAUUAGAAAAUGGUACUGUGAAUAUCUACAGUAGAAAUUCUGAGAAUAACACUAGCAAGUACCCAGAUAUUAUAGCCAGGAUCCCAAAUGUUAUGAAGGAAUCUGUCAAAUCCUGUGUAAUAGACUCCGAGGCAGUUGCAUGGGACGCAGAAAAGAAACAAAUACAGCCUUUCCAGGUCCUUAGUCACAGGAAACGUAAGGAUGCUGAUGCUUCAGAAAUAAAGAUCCAAGUGUGUGUUUAUGCAUUUGACCUGCUUUACCUCAAUGGUGAAUCGCUUGUGAAGCAGCCCUUUAAGCGACGGCGGGAACUGUUACGCGAGUCAUUUGAAGAGGUGGAGGGGGAGUUUGUGUUUGCUAAGUCUAUGAUAUCUUCUGAUACGGAAGAAAUUGCUGUCUUUCUGGACGAAUCUGUUAAAGGAAAUUGUGAAGGACUUAUGGUGAAAACAUUGGAUGUAGAUGCAACAUAUGAAAUUGCAAAGAGGUCUCACAAUUGGUUGAAGCUGAAGAAGGACUACUUAGAAGGGGUUGGUGACACCCUAGACCUGGUUGUCAUUGGAGGCUACUUAGGGACAGGCAAGAGGACUGGGAAGUAUGGAGGCUUCUUGUUGGCAUGUUACGAACCAGACAGUGAAGAAUUCCAGUCCAUUUGCAAGAUUGGUACAGGAUUCAAAGAUGAUGAUCUGGAACAGCAUGCCACAUUCUUCAAGGAAAAUGUGAUUGACAAACCAAAGCAGUACUAUUGUUGGGACAGCAUCCAUGAGCCUGACCACUGGUUUGAGCCUGUUCAGGUGUGGGAGGUGAAAUGUGCUGACCUCUCCAUAUCACCCACUCAUAGGGCAGCUUCAGGAAUUGUUGAUCCAGAGAAAGGUAUUUCUCUACGGUUUCCACGCUUCCUUAGAAUCCGAGAUGAUAAGAAACCAGAAGAUGCAACCUCUGCUACGCAGGUGGCAGAUAUGUACAAAAACCAGGACCAGAUUCAGAACCAACAGGCAUCUUCAGAGCCUAGCAAAGAGGGAGAUGAGGAAGAGUUCUAUUGAAGG
Molecule: messenger RNA, 2292 nt
Organism: Ylistrum balloti
Lineage: Eukaryota; Metazoa; Mollusca; Bivalvia; Pectinida; Pectinidae
Product: DNA ligase 1-like
Exons: 19
Coding region: 1-2289 (762 amino acids)
Biological process (GO): Okazaki fragment processing involved in mitotic DNA replication; DNA recombination; DNA repair
Cellular component (GO): nucleus; mitochondrion
Molecular function (GO): ATP binding; DNA ligase (ATP) activity; DNA binding
Source: RefSeq, a predicted model, not a curated record